AUGGAGGUUCCCAGUGCAGUGCCUGGCGAGUUUCACUGUGCUGCAUCUGGUGAGACCUUCAGCACCGCCGCGGAGCUUCGCGCGCACUACAAGUCCGAGCGAUAUGUGUACAACAUGAAGCGAAAGCUGAACGGUUUGAAGCCCAUUUCGCAAGAAGCUUGGGAGCGCAAGCUUCGAGAACGAGAGGGUGGUGAGAACACCAAAGGAACCGCGCACCUAAAAGCGGGAAAGGCACACCGCAAGCCAGCCGAAGGGCCGACAGCUGCAGGCUACCCGGCCGACUCUGUGAGUCCAGCUGUGGCCAAAGAAGAGGAGGAGGUGCCAGCGACCUUCUCUCCUCUCCAAUGCCUCUUUGACCGGCGACACUUCAAGUCGGUAGAGGAGAACUUGGCUUACAUGUGGAAGACCUACAGCUUCUUCAUCCCUGACCGGGAGUACUGCGUGAACGUGGAGGGCCUGCUGGAGCAUCUGUGGAAGAAGAUCAACGAAGAGUUCACCUGCAUCUUCUGCAACCGCAGAUUUCCAGAUGCUGCCAGCACCCGUCGACACAUGCGGGACAAGGCGCACACCAGGAUCGGCACCGAAGCAAGAACUCGGCGAGGCAAUCGUGACGAGCUCGGCUCACAGGAGUUAGAAGCAGAGCUGGAGACGUUCUAUGAUUUCACCGGCUCUACCCGUGAGAUCACGGAGCGAAUCACGGACCCCGAGCAACGAGCGGCGUCUGUUUUCCGCUACUUCGACGAAGAUCGAGACGGCUACCUCAAUCACGAGGAGCUGUCCGAGCUGUGGAAGGCUACUUCCACGGAGGGCGGCGAGCUCUCAGCAUCGAUGUUCAAAGCUGCCUGCCAGCAGGCAAAUGCAGACCCCAGGCAAGGUCUCAGCGUGGAGGCAUUGGGUCAGCUCUAUGUCGAAGGCUUUGCUGACCUCGAGCGUCACUUUGCCAUACUCGAGGAGCUGCUCGCCAAAAAGCUCUCCUCCAGGAAGGCAGUCCUCCAAGCGAAGAGAAUCAAGCAGGAGGCCUCCAAGGAGUUGGAGGAGGAGGAUGACGAGGCUGAGGACUCUGAGGAGGAGGAGGAUGAUGAUAGCGAGGAUGACGAUAGUUCUGGAACUGAGAUCGUCGAGUGUGAUGACGAGGCGGAAUUUGAGGAGGUCAUGCGAAUUCUGGGGCUGCAGCAAGCGACUGUUCUCGACAAUGGUGACUUGAGGUUGCCGAACGGGAUGCUUGCAGCCAACAGGGACGUUGCUCAUAUUUGGCGGCAAAGAGGAACUCGAAACGGCCAACUCGUCGCUAGCGGAGGCCGGCUUGGUGGCAAGAGUGUGAGGGCCCAUCUCAUGCUAGCCAACGAUGCCUCGGGCAAGGUUGAGCUGACUCGAAGGCAACAGCAGCGAGAAGGCAAGCGAGUCAUUGCCGUCUUGCGCGAGAAGCAGAAGCAGGAGAUGAGACUUGGCAUGCAGAUGAACACCGCAUUGAAAGGAAAGCCGAAGAAGUUCCGGACACUGAUGGGCGAUGCUUCAGGCUGCGGACUGGGCGGACGCGACCUGGAGGACAUCCAGGGCUUUGGCUUCAUGCUGUCCUUCCUUUCCGCGGAUGGUUCAAACAAUGCAGCCUUCCAGGAGGGUCCGUUCGAGUUGCAGAUCCUGGCCAUCAGCACCUACUGA
Symbiodinium sp. CCMP2592 is the source of this 1659-nucleotide messenger RNA. NCBI's taxonomy places the organism in Eukaryota, Dinophyceae, Suessiales, Symbiodiniaceae. The record is from the annotation of a GenBank genome assembly.